This is a messenger RNA of Anneissia japonica, 1842 nucleotides long. Its product is annotated as prokineticin receptor 2-like. NCBI's taxonomy places the organism in Eukaryota, Metazoa, Echinodermata, Crinoidea, Comatulida, Comatulidae. Gene Ontology annotation, cellular component: membrane. Gene Ontology annotation, biological process: neuropeptide signaling pathway. Gene Ontology annotation, molecular function: neuropeptide receptor activity. The coding region runs from base 174 to 1376 and encodes 400 amino acids. The record is from RefSeq and is a predicted model, not a curated record. The transcript is spliced from 2 exons.
UAUCACAAUUAUUAUACAAUGGACCAUGGCAUUAUGUAACAGAUUUGAUCGAACUGCCAAAUUGGAAGAGUGCGUCCCGUCCUUCAGCUUCGCCUGACAGUUAUUUUUUUUUAUCCUGUAUAGUAUACACAUUUUGAAAAGAAACAUUCAUUGGACGAGCGUGUGAAAUAAAUAUGGAGCCGUUUUACAAUUAUAUUGAUUACAGCUAUGAUAAUGAAUACAACAGUAACUCUACGAUCAACUAUGAAAAGAAACACUUAAUAGAGGUUCCUCUGACGAUCAAAGUUACAUUGGCAAUUGUAUAUAUCUGUAUGAUGCUUAUCUGCGGGAUUGGCAACCUCUUAUUAUGUUGUGUGAUAAUUCGAUACAGGCGUAUGCGAACAACCACAAAUAUCUUGAUAGGAAACCUAGCUUGGUCUGACUUUCUAAUCGCUGUGAUAUGUAUCCCGUUUAAUUUUCAUCACUAUACAACGCUAUCGUGGCCUUACGGAGAAGCGGUUUGUAUGAUGGUGAAUUACGUCAAAAACGCGUCACUUUACGUUUCCACUAAUUCCCUCCUCGUAAUGGCUCUUGACAGGUAUGUCAUCAUCAUGAAUCCACUGAGGCCUCGAAUGACACGUUUAAGCACAAUUAUAAUCAUAGCACUGGUAUGGGUGUUUUCGUUUUGCCUGGCCAUUCCAACUGGUAUACAUACAAACGUCACUGCUUAUGAAACAGAAGACAAGCUAGUUACACUGUGUGUCGUGCAUUGGACAAAGGGACAUCAAGUGCGCAACUAUACAUUAUUUAUAAUAAUUAUUGCCUUCAUUAUACCUCUAUUUGCUAUGAUAAUUUUAUAUUCUCGAAUAGCUGUCAAAUUAUGGUUCCGGAAAAUCCCCGGAAAUCAGUGCACAGCCAAGCAGGCCGCUGCCUCCAAUCAAUCAAAGAAACGCAGCGUACGUAUGCUCAUUAUUUUGGUUCUUGCUUUCGCCGUUUGCUUGACACCUUACUACUGUUUUAUUUUCGCACGUGACGUUAUGAUGUCUCUCAAUUAUGGAGAAACAUCAGUUUGGUACUUUUUCUAUAUCGUCGAGUGCCUAGCAAUGAGUAAUAGUAUUGUUGACACGGUUACAUACGUAAUUUUAAACCCCAACUGCAGGAAGCAUGGUCGCAUGCUUCUAGCCGAUACUUUUCCAAAAUGUUUCGAAAAGCCGUCGAUAUCGAGUGUACAAGGAAUGCAGUUAACGCGACGCGCAACAACUAGUAGUGUUGGACGCAUGGCCAGCACUGGAAACAGCUUCAGAACUUCACGUAGUACUAUUUCGUAUCAAUCAGUUCCGAAAGGUGAGAGAUCAUCAACGGUGUCAAUUGUCAAAGAAGAUACGGAUUCGACGUGAGGGAAAACACAAUAAUACUCAAAGCAUUUGACGAUUAAGCAAACUGUAGUUAAUGGUUGAUCCAAUUACAUUAACUGUGGAUGUAUAUACAUGCAGUUAACAUAGGCCUAUAGCAGUUUUGUGUUUCGGAGAUUGAUCGCGAACAUACACAAUAAAAAUUAUGCAUUGCAAUGUGAACGCAGACUAUAGAUAUGUUUACCAUCACAUCAAUUACUAUAGAUUUGUCUUAUAAAGCUCCAUCGCAGGCUUACGUAUGUCCUCUUCUUAAAAGCUUUACAGUGUUACAGUAUUCUCCUGUUCACGUAUAAGUAUUGCUAACAUUUGAAAAUAUACAUUUGCUUGUGAUUUUACGGUUUAUACCUAAACAGUUAUCUCCUAAUCUAAAUAUUAGGCCUAUAUGUAGCAGAAAAUGAGAUAUAUUAAGGAAUACUUAUAAGUCUCGUUCUUAUGCAAUAAAGAUUCUAAA